CUAUUUUAAAUCUGUAUCGAUUUUUGACCAAUCAUAUUGUAAUGCAUAUGCAAGCACGGUCUUGCUCUUCCGGUGAAAACACGGUUUCGAAGAUCAACAAACAAUAUUGACAGUCUAAAAAUAUGGCAGCAAACUACAAGAAAACCACACUCGCUGGAGGUGGUAGAAAAAAGACUGGUCCAAAACCUGAAUUAACAGAAGAACAGAAACAGGAAAUCAGGGAAGCAUUCGAUCUGUUUGAUGCCGAUGGCUCUGGUACCAUUGAUGCAAAAGAACUGAAGGUUGCCAUGAGAGCAUUGGGUUUUGAACCUAAGAGAGAGGAAAUAAAGAAAAUGAUCUCAGAAAUUGAUAAAGAAGGCACAGGAACCAUUGAUUUUAAUGACUUUUUGUCAAUAAUGACCACAAAGAUGAGUGAAAAAGAUGCCAGAGAAGAAAUUCUAAAGGCAUUCAGGUUGUUUGAUGAUGACGAGACAGGAAAAAUCUCCGCCAAAAAUCUCAGACGAGUUGCCAAAGAGCUUGGAGAAAACUUGACAGAUGAAGAGCUUCAGGAAAUGAUAGAUGAGGCAGACAGAGAUGGAGAUGGUGAAAUUAACCAGGAGGAGUUCUUAAGAAUCAUGAAGAAGACCAGUUUAUAUUGAUCUUCCACCUUAACUUUACCCAUAGGACUGUUCUCUUUAAACAACAUGGCAUUUCGGCACUGUGUUGGGUCCAGUGCUUUCAACUGGAGGACACAAAACAGAUUUCCAUCAUCUAUAGGACUUAACAAAUUUAUUGUGAUACAUCAUUUUUGGAUCAAAAAGUUCAUUUUCAUUAUAUUUCCACUCAUGGUUUAAAAUAUUCUGUCACCUUUAAGAUCUUUUUUCAUGAUCAAUAAUUUAUAAUAACAUUCCAGAACAUUGUUUUCUGACGUUAUAGAGUUUGAAACAAGUAUUAUCAUGUUUGUGUAUGAUUAGAAACUGCCAGUUAGGAAGAUAUCCCAGUAUUUAUGUAUGAAGCCCGUAGCCCUGUUAUAUGACUCGUUAGUCUACUGUUGUACUGUUAACUUCGUUUCUUAAUGUUACACUGAAUAUUCUAUGAUGAAUAGGUACAAAUAAAUAAAUUUUAUUGAUCUAUAAUUUAUUAAUUGAUUAAUCAAAUUUGAUAGGAGAUUAAAAUAAGCCUCUAAUGUUUAAAAAAAGUUACGCAGACUCAUAAGCUGCCGUCCACUCUCGGUCUGAUUCCUUUUAGUGUUCAUUCUAAUACCGCUUACCCAUUCUUUUUACCAUUUUUUUAUUAUAUGUAUAUAUGAAAGUGUGCAUAUAUUUAUGGUUUCUUAAGAAAUAAAUUGAGAUCUGAUUGA
Molecule: messenger RNA, 1339 nt
Organism: Mya arenaria
Lineage: Eukaryota; Metazoa; Mollusca; Bivalvia; Myida; Myidae
Exons: 5
Coding region: 123-638 (171 amino acids)
Biological process (GO): mitotic cell cycle; centriole replication
Cellular component (GO): centriole; centrosome
Molecular function (GO): calcium ion binding
Source: RefSeq, a predicted model, not a curated record